Messenger RNA from Cucurbita maxima (winter squash), 990 nucleotides. RefSeq names its product cationic amino acid transporter 1-like. The annotation marks the transcript as partial. Gene Ontology annotation, molecular function: L-lysine transmembrane transporter activity; L-glutamate transmembrane transporter activity. NCBI's taxonomy places the organism in Eukaryota, Viridiplantae, Streptophyta, Magnoliopsida, Cucurbitales, Cucurbitaceae. The record is from RefSeq and is a predicted model, not a curated record. The transcript has a single exon. Gene Ontology annotation, cellular component: plasma membrane. Gene Ontology annotation, biological process: amino acid transport.
UANCCGUUUUCAGUGGCUUUUGAGGCUGUUGGAUGGGGUUGGGCUAAGUACAUUGUGGCUGCUGGUGCUAUUAAAGGCAUGACCACCGUGUUGUUGGUUAGUGCUGUUGGACAGGCACGCUAUCUCACGCACAUUGCCAGAACCCACAUGAUCUCACCAUGGUUCGCCAAAGUGCAUGAAAGGACUGGCACUCCAGUGAAUGCAACAGCCACAAUGCUCGCUGCAACAGCAAUAAUCGCCUUCUUUACAAGCUUGGGAAUCCUCUCAAACCUCCUCUCUAUCUCCACCCUCUUCAUCUUCAUGCUAGUAGCCGUCGGUCUGAUCGUCCGACGCUACUACGUCAGCGGUGAAACAACACCAUCCGACCGAAACAAGCUCGUAAUCUGCAUUGUUCUAAUCCUGGGAUCUUCAAUAGCAACCGCCGUAUACUGGGGCUCGAGCGACGGCUGGAUCGGCUUGGUAGUGUCCAAUUCCAUAUGGUUUCUCUCAACUCUAGCCCUAUGGCUCGGCGUCCCACAGGCCAAAAAGCCUCGCGUGUGGGGUGUGCCGCUCGUCCCGUGGGUGCCUUCAUUGUCAAUCGCCAUCAACCUUUUCCUUCUUGGGUCGAUCGACAAAGCUUCAUUUGAAAGGUUUGGAAUCUGGACUGGGAUUUUGUUGGUUUACUAUUUCUUGAUUGGAUUACAUGCUUCUUAUGAUUCGGUCAUGGAGUCCAAGACGGUAGCAGGAGAAGUUAAUAGCAGUGUGUAAAUGGAGAAGAAGAAGCUCAGAUUUGAGAAAUGGAUCUCAUGUUGUUUGAAUUUAUAAUGAUUGGCUUAGUGCUUUCAUUAGGGGACUUGUUGUUUAUGUUUGUUAUUGUGUUAGCAAGGAUGGUGGUUUGUUUGUAUGCACUUUAUUGUACUCGUAAAAAUUAUAGAUAACUCGUGAAAACACUAAUAUAUAGUUGAGAAUAUUAGUUGAACAUGAGACUUUAGUAGCGACUCUAAGUAAAAA